Molecule: messenger RNA, 1997 nt
Organism: Colias croceus (clouded yellow)
Lineage: Eukaryota; Metazoa; Arthropoda; Insecta; Lepidoptera; Pieridae
Product: arylsulfatase I
Exons: 12
Coding region: 158-1759 (533 amino acids)
Source: RefSeq, a predicted model, not a curated record
CAAUAAUCACAGUACUUUUAUCCUUCUCGGUACAUAUUAUUAUACCUCACAGCGGUUCUGGUACAUUUCCCAUAUCCCGAUAUCGUUGACCAACGGUUUUUGAUAAUUCGCUAAGAGGUCACAUAAUCACUAUACCGCGGUCGAUCUCGGAGCGAGAAUGUUGUGUGCUUUAUUGUGUGUUUUGCUGUGCUCGUGUGUCUGUGAGUGCCGGCCUAAUAUUGUAUUCAUUUUAGCUGAUGAUUUCGGUUGGAAUGACGUAGGUUUCCAUGGCUCAAACGAGAUUCCGACACCAAACAUCGACGCCCUGUUUGCGUCUGGUCUCUCUCUGCACAACUACUAUGUUACCCCGAUCUGCACGCCGUCCAGAGCUGCGCUUAUGACCGGGAAAUAUCCAAUUCAUACUGGAAUGCAACAUGGCGUUAUCUAUGGUAUGGAGCCUCGGGGUCUUCCGCUUUCAGAGACAAUUCUACCUCAGCACUUGAGAACUUUGGGUUACAAGAACCACUUGGUUGGCAAGUGGCAUCUUGGUAGUUACAAAAGGGAAUAUUUACCGUUGAAUAGAGGAUUUGACAGUCACUUAGGUUUCUGGACAGGAAAAAUAGAUAUGUAUGAUCACACUAAUCAGGAAAAAGGAGUAUGGGGAUUUGAUUUUAGACGAGGUUUUGCGGUAGCUCAUGAUUUGUUUGGAAAAUACGCAACAGACGUCUACACAAAUGAGGCACUUAGGAUAAUAGCGAACCACAACAAGAAUGAGCCAUUGUUCUUAAUGAUAGCUCACUCAGCAGUACACACUGGCAACCCUUACGAGCCCAUCCGAGCUCCUGAAGGACUCAUAGCUAACUUCAGCUAUAUAGAAGAUCCACAGAGGAGAAAAUACGCAGCUGUGGUAUCAAAACUUGACGAGUCAGUUGGCAGAGUGGUUCAAUCUCUACAAGCACACGGGAUGCUCAAUGACAGUAUUAUUAUAUUCAGUACGGAUAACGGCGGGCCAGCGGCUGGCUUCAAUCAAAACGCGGCUUCGAAUUACCCGCUAAGAGGUGUGAAAAAUACCCUCUGGGAGGGUGGAGUACGAGGCGCGGGAGUACUGUGGAGUCCCUUGCUUAGUGCGAUACCGCGGGUUGCCUCGCAACCGUUGCAUAUAUCCGACUGGCUGCCUACACUGUUUAGUGCUGCUGGUGGCAAUGUUAGUUCCUUAGGUGGAAUAGAUGGAGUGGAUCAAUGGCUAGCCUUGUCCAAGGAUUUGAAAUCAGAGAGAACUACAAUACUACAUAACAUAGACGACCACUUUGGCAGUGCGUCUAUCACGGUCGAUCAGUGGAAAUUACAUAAAGGAACCACCUAUAACGGAGCGUGGGACUACUGGUACGGGCCGAGCGGUCGGAACGGUAGUUAUGAUGUAGACUUGGUGUUGGAUGGCCUCGCUGGGCAAGCAAUAGCUCAGUUGGGCUUGAUGCCUAGCAAGGAGAAGAUCUUGGAACUGAGACAAGGCUCAACUGUGGUAUGUAAACCGAUAGAGCCCAUCCCCUGCAAGCCGCUAGAAGCUCCCUGCCUCUUCAAUAUUGUGGAGGAUCCGUGUGAAGUGAGAAAUCUCGCUGAUAUCGAAAUCGACACGUUACAUCGUCUACUAGGCGAGUUACACGCAUUCAACAGAACAGCAGUCCCACCGAACAACGCACCGAUCGACGCACACGCAGACCCGCGGCUUUGGAGCCACGUGUUCACUAACUUUGGCGAUUAUAGCCAUGUUCAUGUUUGUUAGUUUAUUUAUUGGGUCCUCUUCACAGUGCGUUGCGAUUAGAGGCAAUCACGAUAGUGUAGAGGGCCUAAAUGUCUAUGAUCGGCUGUCAUUGUAGGUAUUUAUUCAUAAUCGUCGUACUGGCGGCAAACAUCGACGAUCAUUUGUUGGGCCAACGCUCUCGAUUGUGAAGAGGGCCCAUUAUAUAAAAUCUCUUUUUGUAUAGCUACUGAUUAUAGCCGUGUUCAUGUCUGCUGGUUAA